CCUUCCCUGGAGCUCGACCGCCCGACGGUUCCUCUGCUCCCUCUUUGCUGCUUUCUCUCCUCACCUCCUCCCUCCGCCGUCGGCGUCGCCAGCGCCGGGCGCCAUGGGUUGCGGUGGCUCCAAAGAGGACGUGGCCACCGGCAACACCGCCGCCAACGGCGCCGGCAAGCUCUUCCGGAGGAAGUCCACCAUGUCCGCCAGCCACCGCUCCUCCCACGCGCCCUCCCCCUCCUCGUCCGACGACACCUCCGUCGCCGUCAAGGACGUCGCCAAGGAGCCGUCGGCCGGCGAGACCAAGGGCGACGUCGUCGAGGUGGCGUCGGACGAGAAGCCCGUCGCCGUCGUCGAGGAUAAGGAGGAGGAGGCGGUGGCGGUCAAGAAGGAUGUCACCGGUGACGAAGUUUCUGCCACGGUGGACGAGGCGGCGCAACCUCCUUUGAAGGAGGAGGGCGGGCUGCCGAAAUCCAACAUGGCCGAUGAGGCGCCGGUGGUGGAGGAGGCUAAGGUCGAUGAGGCGAAGGAAGCAGUAGUAGCACUCAUCAAGGAGGAGACCAGACCCGAGGAGACCAAGGAGGAAGAGACGUCUCCUGCUUCCACAAACGAUCGUGUAAGAAGGUGUAAACAUGUGUGCUAUUUGCGGGAGAAUCGGCCGGGCAGAGCACCACAAAAUCACAUGGAGGCCAACCCCAUUGACGAACAGAAGGUAAAGGAUAAUGCGCCCCCCGUGCCGGAGCCGUUGUCGUCGUCGUCGUAG
Molecule: messenger RNA, 754 nt
Organism: Triticum aestivum (bread wheat)
Lineage: Eukaryota; Viridiplantae; Streptophyta; Magnoliopsida; Poales; Poaceae
Product: gelsolin-related protein of 125 kDa-like
Exons: 2
Coding region: 104-754 (216 amino acids)
Source: RefSeq, a predicted model, not a curated record